Messenger RNA from Anoplophora glabripennis (Asian longhorned beetle), 1109 nucleotides. Its product is annotated as epsin-2. Gene Ontology annotation, cellular component: endosome; plasma membrane; clathrin vesicle coat. Gene Ontology annotation, biological process: endocytosis. Lineage: Eukaryota; Metazoa; Arthropoda; Insecta; Coleoptera; Cerambycidae. The record is from RefSeq and is a predicted model, not a curated record. Gene Ontology annotation, molecular function: phospholipid binding; clathrin binding.
GUCCCGUGAUUAAAUGUCAAUUUAAAUUUACUUUUCUAUCCUAGUUUUUUAACCCUAUAUCUAUAUUUUUGGUGCGCAAAGUAUAUCUGUUGUAAUAAUUCAUUAAAUUAAUGUAAUAAAUAAAUUAUGGUAUAAAGAAAACUAUAUUUCCUAAUACAUGCGUAAAAUAAAAUAAUGAACUGUGCACAACUAAUUCAUUCCGCCAUGUUGAAUUCCUUAACAUAAAAUAAUGAGUACCAAAAAAGUGUGCAGCAAUUUUAUGCAUUAAAGCGAUUUUGGAUGUUUAUAUUAUAAUCACGAGUACCUAGGUUACUGGAUUUAAUAUACACUCAAACAUCAGACUACAAGAUGAGAAGAGGUUCUCAUGAUAUGCAAGUUAACGUGGCAGGUAUUAGAAGAAACUUGAAAAAUUUUGCCCAUAAUUAUUCAGAUGCUCAAAAAAAAGUAAGAGAAGCUACUUCAAAUGAUCCUUGGGGUCCCAGUAGCACGAUAAUGGCUGAAGUUGCCGAUUUAACCUAUAAUGUAGUGGCAUUUAGCGAAAUAAUGCAGAUGAUAUGGAAAAGAUUAAAUGACCAUGGAAGAAAUUGGAGACAUGUAUAUAAGGCUUUAGUAUUAUUAGAUUAUUUAAUAAAAACUGGAUCAGAAAAAGUAGGACAGCAAUGUAAGGAAAACAUAUUUGCCAUUCAAACGUUAAAAGAUUUCCAGUAUUUAGAAGAAGGCAAAGAUCAAGGACAAAAUGUAAGAGAAAAAGCAAAACAAUUAGUAAAUUUGUUAAAAGAUGAUGAGAGGUUGAAAAACGAGCGUGCAAGAGCAUUGAAAGCAAAAGAACGUUUUGCUCAAAGUGCGAGUGGCUUCGGAAGUGAUGGAGGUCUGGAUACCCCAACUAGUCCUAAAUAUCCUGCCUUUAGAGGUGACUGGAACAGCAAAGACUCAACUGAUUUGCCAAGAGAUAUAGAAAUUGCCAGACCCCAAACUGCUGGAGAGGAGGAAUUACAAUUACAACUAGCCUUAGCGAUGUCUCGUGAGGAGGCAGAACAAGAGGAGCAAAAGAGAAAAUCUGAUGAUGUUCGACUUCAACUAGCUUUAAGUCAAAGUCAGCAGGAUUUUAA